GCGCGUUUUAAGUGCUUCGCCUGUUGGUGGCGGUAUUGCACAGUUAGGCUGCUGUUGCGGCAAGACAGAAGAAGAAAGACGGAAGUGUGUGUGUGUGUGUCAAACAGCGGCAUGUUGUUGAGGAGAAUGUGAACUUCUCUCAUCUUCCCGUUGUAUAAACUUUCUGCCAUGACGUUUUUCUUCAGAAGAACAAAGUUUCACAUCUGAUUGAGUCAUUUCUCUUCCAGUCUGUGGCUUUUAUUCAUGGAAAUGGCGUCUGACAGACAUCACUGCUCGUGUUGUUCGCACCCAGCCUCCUCUCCCAGUGUUUACCAGACGAUACAUGAAAUGGAUUUUGAACGAGGUAUCUGGUCUGCUGCAGUGGAUGGAAACUUGGACAGGGUUGUGUCAAUAGUCCAGAAGGGCACAGACCCAAACCUGAGAGACUCAUCUGGAUACACAGCCCUGCACUAUGCAAGUCGAAGCGGUCAUUUUGCUGUAUGCAAAUUCCUACUUGAGAGCGGAGGCUGUGCGUCUCCUCAGACACCAGGUGGUGCCACACCUCUGCACAGAUCGGCUUACUGCGGCCACCUGGACGUCGUUGGACUCCUCCUGCGACACCAGGCAGAUCCGACAGUUUGCGACGAUGACGGCGCGUCCCCUUUACACAAGGCUGCAGAACGGGGUCACGAGGAGGUGUGUCGGCUGCUUCUUGAACACUGUCCAGCACUUUGCAGCCAGAUGAACAAGAGGCUCCAGCUCCCCCACCAGCUGGCACAACAGGGAGCUCUGCAGGAGCUCUUAAAGGCACCGCGGUGA
Solea senegalensis (Senegalese sole) is the source of this 798-nucleotide messenger RNA. RefSeq names its product ankyrin repeat domain 39 (gene ankrd39). Gene Ontology annotation, biological process: protein localization to ciliary inversin compartment. The coding region runs from base 244 to 798 and encodes 184 amino acids. Lineage: Eukaryota; Metazoa; Chordata; Actinopteri; Pleuronectiformes; Soleidae. Gene Ontology annotation, molecular function: protein binding. Gene Ontology annotation, cellular component: ciliary inversin compartment. The record is from RefSeq and is a predicted model, not a curated record. The transcript is spliced from 4 exons.